Cololabis saira (Pacific saury) is the source of this 524-nucleotide messenger RNA. RefSeq names its product ribosomal protein L35 (gene rpl35). Gene Ontology annotation, biological process: translation; maturation of LSU-rRNA from tricistronic rRNA transcript (SSU-rRNA, 5.8S rRNA, LSU-rRNA). Lineage: Eukaryota; Metazoa; Chordata; Actinopteri; Beloniformes; Belonidae. The coding region runs from base 116 to 487 and encodes 123 amino acids. Gene Ontology annotation, cellular component: cytosolic large ribosomal subunit; ribosome. The record is from RefSeq and is a predicted model, not a curated record. Gene Ontology annotation, molecular function: structural constituent of ribosome; mRNA binding. The transcript has 4 exons.
CCUGUGUGCGCGGCUGUGAUUGGCUGUGAUUGGACGGGGCCCGCCCCGCCCCGGAAGCGCCGUUAGCUGAACACGCGGAGCGUCCGGCCUUUCCGAGCGGGCAGCGACGACGAACAUGGCCAAGAUCAAGGCAAGAGAUCUGCGAGGCAAGAAGAAGGAAGAGCUGCUGAAGCAGCUGGACGACCUGAAGAAUGAACUGUCCCAGCUGCGAGUGGCCAAAGUGACCGGCGGAGCCGCGUCCAAGCUCUCCAAGAUCCGUGUCGUCCGCAAGUCCAUCGCCAGAGUCCUGACUGUAAUCAACCAGACACAGAAGGAGAACCUGAGGAAGUUCUACAAGGGCAAGAAGUACAAGCCCCUGGAUCUGAGGCCCAAGAAGACCAGAGCAAUGCGCCGCCAACUCAACAAGCACGAAGAGAGCCUGCGUACCAAGAAGCAGCAGAGGAAAGACCUGCUCUACUCCAUGCGCAAAUUUGCUGUCAAAGCUUAAGAGCUGUUUCUAUCACCAAUAAAUCUGUGGAAAAGAC